Closterium sp. NIES-65 is the source of this 1905-nucleotide messenger RNA. Lineage: Eukaryota; Viridiplantae; Streptophyta; Zygnematophyceae; Desmidiales; Closteriaceae. The record is from the annotation of a GenBank genome assembly.
AUGGACGUGGACAUGGACGUGGACAUGGACGUGGACGUGGACAUGGACGUGGACGUGGACGUAGACAUGGACGUGGACGUGGACGUGGACAUGGACGUGGACGUGGACGUGGACGUGGACAUGGACGUGGACAUGGACGUGGACGUGGACGUGGACGUGGACAUGGACGUGGACGUGGACGUGGACGUGGACGUGGACGUGGACGUGGACAUGGACGUGGACAUGGACGUGGACGUGGACGUGGACGUGGACAUGGACGUGGACAUGGACGUGGACGUGGACGUGGAGGACUUGGACGUGGACAUGGACGUGGACGUGGACAUGGUCGUGGACGUGGACGUGGACGUGGACGUGGACAUGGUCGUGGACGUGGACGUGGAAGUGGACAUGGACGUGGACGUGGACGUGGACGUGGACAUGGUCGUGGACGUGGACGUGGACGUGGACAUGGACGUGGACAUGGACGUGGACGUGGACGUGGACGUGGACAUGGUCGUGGACGUGGACGUGGACGUGGACGUGGACAUGGUCGUGGACGUGGACGUGGAAGUGGACAUGGACGUGGACGUGGACGUGGACGUCGACAUGGUCGUGGACGUGGACAUGGACAUGGACAUGGACGUGGACAUGGACGUGGACAUGGACGUGGACAUGGGCGUGGAUAUGGACGUGGACAUGGACGUGGACGUGGACGUGGACGUGGACGUGGACGUGGACAUGGACGUGGACAUGGACAUGGACGUGGACAUGGACGUGGACGUGGAUGUGGACGUCGACAUGGACAUGGACGUGGACAUGGACGUGGACGUGGACGUGGACAUGGACGUGGACAUGGACGUGGACAUGGACGUGGACGUGGACAUGGACGUGGAUAUGGACGUGGACAUGGACGUGGACAUGGACAUGGACGUGGACGUGGACAUGGACGUGGAGGUGGACAUGGACGUGGACGUGGACAUGGAGAUGGACAUGGACGUGGACGUGGACAUGGACAUGGACGUGGACAUGGACGUGGACGUGGACAUGGACAUGGACGUGGACGUGGACGUGGACGUGGACGUGGACGUUGACGUGGACAUGGACGUGGACGUGCACGUGGACGUGGACAUGGACGUGGACGUGGACAUGGACAUGGACGUGGACGUGGAGGACUUGGACGUGGACAUGGACGUGGACGUGGACGUGGACGUGGACAUGGACGUGGACAUGGACGUGGACAUGGACGUGGACGUGGACAUGGACGUGGACAUGGACGUGGACGUGGACGUGGACGUGGACAUGGACGUGGACGUGGACGUGGACAUGGACGUGGACGUGGACGUGGAGGACUUGGACGUGGACGUGGACGUGGACGUGGACGUGGACAUGGACAUGGACGUGGACGUGGACGUGGAUAUGGACGUGGACGUGGACAUGGACGUGGACGUGGACGUGGACAUGGACGUGGACGUGGACGUGGAGGACUUGGACGUGGACGUGGACGUGGACGUGGACGUGGACGUAGACAUGGACGUGGACAUGGACGUGGACAUGGACGUGGACAUGGACGUGGACGACUUGGACGUGGACGUGGACGUGGAUGUGGACGUGGACAUGGACGUGGACGUGGACGUGGACGUGGACGUGGACAUGGACGUGGACAUGGACGUGGACAUCGACGUGGACGUGGACAUGGACGUGGACAUGGACGUGGAUGUGGACGUGGACGUGGACAUGGACGUGGACGUGGACAUGGACGUGGACGUGGACAUGGACAUGGACGUGGACAUGGACGUGGACGUGGACGUUGACAUGGACGUGGACAUGGACGUGGACAUGGACGUGGACGUGGACAUGGGCACGUGGACGUGGACAUGUACGUGGACGUGGACGUGGACGUGGACGUGGACAUGGACGUGGACGUGA